AUGCUGGUACUCAGCAAGUGGGUGACUCUGUUUCUUUCUGUCGCUCAGUUCAUCCUGGGAAUGCUGGGGAAUGGCUUCAUUGGGUUGGUGAAUGGCAGCAGCUGGUUCAAGAGCAAGAGAAUCUCUUUGUCUGACUUCAUCAUCACUACCCUGGCUCUCUGCAGGAUUGUUCUGCUCUGGAUUCUCUUUACUGAUGGUCUAAUAGCAGUGUUCUUUUCCCAUGUCUAUGAUGAUAGUGAGCUGACAGUGCAAGUUAUUGAUAUUUUCUGGACAUUUACAAACCACCUGAGCAUUUGGCUUGCCACCAGCCUUGGUGUUCUCUACUGCCUGAAAAUUGCCAGUUUCUCCCACCCUACGUUCCUCUGGCUCAAGUGGAGAGUGUCCAGGGUGGUCGCAUGGAUGCUGCUGGGCGCACUUGUUUUAUCAUGUGGCAGUGCCAUAUCUCUGAUUCCUCAGCUGAAGAUCUAUUUCCUUCUCCACAAAAAUCCUGGCACUAGUAAUGUGACUGAACAAUUCAAAAAACAAAUGCAUGAAUAUCAGAUGAUCCAUGUUCUUGGGAUGCUGUGGUACCUCCCUCCCCUGAUUGUGUCUCUGGCCUCCUACGUCCUGCUCAUCCUGUCCCUGGGGAGGCACAUGAAGCAGAUGCAGCAAAACAGAACCAGCCCCAGUGAUGCCAGCACUGAGGCCCACAAGCGGGCCAUCAGAAUUGUCUUCUCCUUCCUCUUCCUCUUCCUAUUUUAUUGUUUUUCCUUUACAAUUACAUCAUCCAGUUAUUUUCUACCAAGAACUGAGAUGAUUAAGAUGAUUGGAGAAAUGGUCACAAUGCUUUAUCCUGCUGGCCACUCAUUUAUUCUCAUUCUGGGAAACAACAAGCUGAAGCAGACCUUUGUGGAGCUGCUCUGGUGUGAGUCUGGUCAUUGGAAGCCUGGGCCCAAGGGACCCCUUGCCGCAUAG
Pteronotus mesoamericanus is the source of this 954-nucleotide messenger RNA. RefSeq names its product taste 2 receptor member 3 (gene TAS2R3). The record is from RefSeq and is a predicted model, not a curated record. Gene Ontology annotation, cellular component: membrane. Gene Ontology annotation, molecular function: G protein-coupled receptor activity; bitter taste receptor activity. Lineage: Eukaryota; Metazoa; Chordata; Mammalia; Chiroptera; Mormoopidae. Gene Ontology annotation, biological process: detection of chemical stimulus involved in sensory perception of bitter taste; G protein-coupled receptor signaling pathway; sensory perception of taste.